Messenger RNA from Heteronotia binoei (common prickly gecko), 1131 nucleotides. It is a transcript of the gene B3GALT4, whose product is annotated as beta-1,3-galactosyltransferase 4. NCBI's taxonomy places the organism in Eukaryota, Metazoa, Chordata, Lepidosauria, Squamata, Gekkonidae. The record is from RefSeq and is a predicted model, not a curated record. The transcript has a single exon. Gene Ontology annotation, molecular function: N-acetyl-beta-D-glucosaminide beta-(1,3)-galactosyltransferase activity. Gene Ontology annotation, cellular component: membrane. Bases 1 to 1131 code for a protein of 376 amino acids.
AUGGCGCUGGCCGUGGGGCGCGCGGGCCGCUGGUGCUGCUGCUGCUGGUGGUGGUGCUGCUGCUGGUGGGGCGGGCGUCGCGGGGGGUGGCGGGGGGCGCUGGCGGCGGCGCUGGCUGGCCUGGGGGCGGCGGGGGCGCUGGUGGGCUGCGGGGCGCACGAGGAGCUGCUCUCGCGCGCCCUGGCGCUCUGGGUGGCCGCCCCGGUGGAGGCCUCCCCCGGGCCGCCCGAGCCGUCGGUGUCCCCGUCGUCGUGGUUCGCGCUGGAGCCGGCGGUGCCGGCGGGCUGCGGGGCGGGGGCCGGCGCGGGGGAGGCGCCGCUGCUGCUGGCGCUGGUGGCGAGCGCGGCGGGGCACUGGCGGGCGCGGGCGGCGGUGCGGGGCAGCUGGGGCAGCGGCGGGGCGGUGCGGCCGCUCUUCGUGGUGGGCGAGGCCGAGGGGCUGCAGGCGGCGCUGGAGGGCGAGGCGCGGCGGCACGGGGACCUCCUGCAGGGCCGCUUCGCCGACACCUACGGCAACCUGACGCGCAAGACCCUCUGCCUGCUGCGCUGGGCCGCCCUCCGCUGCCCCGCCGCGCGCUUCGUGCUCAAGGCGGACGACGACGUCUUCGUGAACGUGCCCGCCCUGGCCCGCCACCUGGCCGCCCUCGACGCCGCGCGCCCCCUCUACCUGGGCCGCGUCCACUGGCGCGCCCGCCCCGACCGCCGCCCCGCCAGCCGCCACCACGUGCCCGCCGCGCUCCUCGCCGCCGCCGCCUACCCGCCCUACUGCUCCGGCACCGCCUACGUGCUCUCGGCGCCCGCCGUGGCCGCCCUGCUGCGCGCAGCCCCCCGCCUGCCGCCCGUGCCCGUCGAGGACGCCUUCGUGGGCCUCCUGGCCCGCCGCGCCGGCCUCGCCCCCCGCCACCUGCCCCGCAUGGCCGGCGCCGCCCGCCUCCUGCCGCCCGACCCCUGCUGCUACCGCCACGUCCUCUUCAGCGUGCACGGCCUCGACCCCCGCGCCAUGCAGCGCGCCUGGCAGCAGAGCCCCCGCGACGGCCCCGCCGCCUGCAGCCCCCUCCAGCGCGCCCUCGGCCUCCUCCGCUGCCGCUUCCUCGCCUGGCGCACCAGCAGCCCCUCGCCCGCGCCCCCCUGA